GGAAACUGCCGCGGCCCAGUGCCGGAGCCGGAGCGGCGGCGUCUGGGGCGGAGGCGACGGCCGCGGCCUGGGCCUGGGCCUGUCAGCGUCCCGGGGUCCCAGAGCGGAACGGGGAGUGACAGCCAGGAGCGGGCCGGGAGAGAAUGGUGCAGAGCGGCCCGGAGCCCGCGCCCGCCCCGCUGCCGCCGCCGCUGCUGCUGCUGCGUGUGAGCGCGGCCCGUUAGCGGCGCCUCCCUCCCCCCCUCCCGCCCGGCCCAGCGCGGCCGGGCCAGCCCGCGGAGGACAUCUUCAGCGGGAAGAUCUUACGCCCCUCUGAAGAGACUUGACCCUCUGGACCUGGUCCCUGUUUCCUUUCAGAGUCAAAAAGAGUCCUCCUUGCUGAAGAAAACCGGAGCCACAGCAAGCGUGGAGUGGAACUAAUGAGAAUAAUGUUUAACAUCAAUCCCUUGGAGAACCUGAAGGCUCAUAUUAGCAGCCGGCCUCCACUGGUUGUCUUUAUGGUCAGUGUGAGUGCCAUGGCCAUCGCUUUCUUGACCCUAGGAUAUUUCUUUAAAAUAAAGGAGAUCAAGUCACCUGAAAUGGCAGAGGAUUGGAACACUUUUCUUCUGAGGUUCAAUGACUUGGACUUGUGUGUCUCGGAGAACGAAACCUUAAAGCAUCUUCUGAACGACACUGCCACCUCGGAGACCGCAGUGACCAGCGGGCAGGCCCGGUCAGCCACCCAGGCACCUCAGGCCCUCGAUGACUCCGGCCCCACAAACAUUUCUGUCGCCAUCACCCUGACCCUGGACCCACUGAAGCCCUUUGGAGGGUAUUCCCGCAAUGUCACUCACCUGUAUUCCACCAUUUUGGGCCACCAGAUUGGCCUUUCAGGGAGAGAGGCCCACGAGGAGAUCAACAUCACCUUCACCCUGCCCGCGGCCUGGAAUUCCGAGGACUGUGUUCUCCACGGCCACUGUGAGCAGGUGGUCUUCACCUCCUGCAUGACGGUCACGGCUGCCACCAGCGUGUUUCCUGUUACCGUACAACCGCCGCAUUGCAUCCCUGAGACCUACAGCAACGCCACGCUCUGGUACAAAGUCUUCACCACCGCCAGGGAUGCAAAUACGAAAUACGCGCAAGACUAUAAUCCUUUCUGGUGUUACAAAGGGGCCAUCGGCAAGGUCUACCAUACUUUGAACCCCAAGCUCACCGUCAUCGUGCCAGAUGAUGAUCGGUCCUUGAUCAACCUCCACCUCAUGCACACCAGCUAUUUCCUCUUUGUGAUGGUGAUCACAAUGUUCUGCUACGCCGUCAUCAAGGGCAGACCGAGCAAACUGCGACAGAACAAUUCGGAAUUCUGCCCAGAAAAGGUGGCUUUGGCUGAAGCCUAGUCCCACGAGGGACCGAAAGAACCGCAAUCGUUGCCUGCUGAGCCCGGCCUGGAUCUGGACACUCUGUGAAUAUAUUAUCUGGCAAUGUUGGGUUAUUCCAACCAAAGACAUUUCAAGUGCCUGUUCAUUGAUUUGUGAUUUGUACAUAUUUAUAAAAGAAAAAAAUAUAUUCAGAAACUGGUCGGAUGAUGCACUCGCUCCGCACUGGGGUGUGACCAGAACCUUUCAAUCUUUCACCUGUGGACUUCGCCCAUGUUUGUGUAAAUAUGUUAACAGCGUGGCUCCAUCAGUCAGAGUGCAACGCCACAGCCCGGCGGCAUUGGAGCCCGCCCGAUGCCUUUGCGAACGUCUCAAAGCAAACAGAUUCAUCCGAGCUUGGGUUUGGUUUUUGUUUUAGCCCCAAAGUAGCCUGUGUGUACCCUGGAUAUGGGACAUCACCUUUCCAAAACCGCUGAUCCAGGCCUGGCCUCAGUCGGUUCUUUGUGGCUUAAUAAGGGUAGGAACAACAAUAAUGAUACCUGUUCUCCACUUUGCUCUUUGCUUGCAAGAAAAGCUAUCCAACUUUUUAGGAUUCUUUCUUUUUUUGGAAGAAGAAAAAUUAAAAUCCAUAUUCACAUUUUAAUACUGCAGUAGUUAGGACAAACUUACGCUUUUAUCCUGAGCAAAACCGAUAUUUAAAAGAUGAACCAUUUCAAAAUCAUCCCCACUUUAAGUGCUAAGUUUCAUUUUGUGUGGACUGUGGAAAACCACGGGCUUGGUGGCGGGAUGCUUCCCAGUCGCUCUCCCUUCCUCCCUUGGCUUUUUUCUUCUUUAAAAUGGAAAAAGCAGCUUGCUUGCGCCAAGGGGCUGAGCCAUGUCUCCCUCUGGUCUGAAGGGCGGAGGGGACUUCCAGGAGCCUGCACAGCCCUGAAGAUAGCGAGCUCCAGGAGCGGCUAGUGACACCGACAGCCGUGUUUGUGGAAUCUGGAGGGGAGGCCCCGCUAAAGCCAGACGCGUCUUGGUUCUCCUGUGACUCCACUCGGCUCAUUGCUUCCCUUGAUUUUCCUUCUUUUUUAAGAAUUUGUAUUUUCUAAUCCCCUCCUCUUAAGUUUCCUCCUCAGUCUGCGAGAAGAGAAAGCAUUUUGUAACUUCCCCACACAUCGGAAAUGGGGUGCCUUGAUGACCCUUCACCAUUAAGGACCUUUUACGUCAGUCUUUUGGUUUAUGUUGCAGAGUUCAUCGAGUUAAAGCCUUCAGAAUAGCACCCCACGUUCUUUCCUUUCACUGGGGGCCCUCAGGCAUCGCUCCUCUGUCCCGGAGACCUGGGACCCCAGAAUCCCCCAGAUGGACAGCUGCUCUGGGCCUUUUCCCAGAAGACUGUGAGAUAGGCCAUUGCAGGGACCUGGCGUUUCAGUGUUUCUCUUGGAUACAUUUCAAGCACAAUAAUCAUAUUUUUCUGAUAGACAAUGUUUUUUCUGUAUGGUCUUUGUUGCUGACAUGAUGCAUGGGUAACUUGUUGAAUGUAGUUUUCUUUCUGGAGCCCUGGAGCUCCAGACGGGAGCAGAUUUGGAAAUCAUUCAGGCUUGGUUUCCAGAAAAGUCUUACAUUAAAAGGCUUCCAGAUUGUAGUUGAAGCUGCUACUGACUUAGAAUCCUGAUGAAGUGAAGCUAUAGGAAUAGAUUUAUAGCUGGUGUGUGUGUCUGUCUGUGUGUGCGUGUGUGUGUGUGUGUGUGUGUGUGUGUGUGUGUGUAGGGGUGGGGGAUGCAGCUAAAAAAACUUAUUUUUCCCGAUUUGUUCUCAGCUCGUCACAUAUACACGUGUGCUGAUUCUUGAUGUUUUCAUUGAAGGGAGUGAGGUGGGGUGGGGAACUGAUAGCCAAGGGAAAAAAAAUGAAGUCAAGAAUGGUGCUAGGAAGUGCCAAAAAAAUUCCCCAGGAACAUAACUUAGCUGAGAUUGGAAAACAUCAAAGGUUCAUGAUUUAGUCAGGCAAGCUCCACAGUGCAGCACCCCUGAAGGGCAGGGAGGCUAGAGAUCUUGAGGAAGGCGAGCCCCAGGCAUCCCCUGCAAUCCCUGGGGAAGAUCCCCCGGCUCCCAGGCCGGCCUCUCUGGCCACUGCUCCUCAACCCUCACUCCUGGGUCUGUUUGUGAAUGUUGGGGCGGGCCCCGGGCCCGGCUCUGACGCAGCCAGACGCAAGGUCGACGACAAACAGUAGGGUGGUUGUUUCGGAUCAUAUUGAUCUCUCCUUUUUGUUCCCUUUCACCGUAUGACUUGAAUCUGUCUCGAUUCUCUUGGUGAGUGUUUUUUUCCGUAGUUAGUGCGUCCUGUAGAGAGUCAGAGCCUGGCCGUGGGCCCCGCUUCGGGUCACGGCUGAGAUGGCCCGGUGAUCCCGUUCACUUUUCUUGUUGCAUGAUCCGAUAAUGGCAUUCUCUGCUAGGUUAAUUUUCUGUGUUUGUAAGAUGUGCGUAAAUGCUUUACAGAAUAAAAACACCUGAGUUUC
Molecule: messenger RNA, 3850 nt
Organism: Antechinus flavipes (yellow-footed antechinus)
Lineage: Eukaryota; Metazoa; Chordata; Mammalia; Dasyuromorphia; Dasyuridae
Gene: TMEM248
Product: transmembrane protein 248
Exons: 9
Coding region: 420-1373 (317 amino acids)
Source: RefSeq, a predicted model, not a curated record